AUGUGUCUAAUUAAAGAGGAUGGAUUAAUGAAAACGGUAAUUGGAUUAGGAAAGUGUUAUGAAAUGCUUGUUAAAGAGUUUAUUCUGAACAUCUCUAAGGAAUGUGAUAACAAGUGGAGCAAGGAGUUUAGAAAAGUGUAUGUUAGAGGAAGAUGUGUGGAUUUUUCUCCUGAAAUAAUAAAUAGGUUUUUGGGUAGAAAUGAAGAAGAACAAGUUGAAGUAGAAGCAUCUGACAAUGUUAUCUGCAGAGAGAUUACUGCUAAACAAGUAAAGGAAUGGCCUAGGAAAGGGAAGUUGUCUGCAAGUGCCUUGAGUGUGAAGUAUGUUGUACUUCACAGAAUUGGAGUUGCUAAUUGGGUUCCAACCAAUCACACUUCCAACAUUGCUACAGGACUAGCUAAGUAUAUUUAUAUUGUAAGGACCAAGUCAAGUUUUGACUUUGGAUACUAUGUCUUUGAUCAAACUAUGAAGCAUGAUGCCUCUUAUGCUGUGAAGAUGUCAAUAGCUUUUCCCUCAUUGAUAUAUGGUGUUAUUCUGAGUCAAUACCCAAGUAUCUUAAUCAGUUCUAACAGUAUCUGCAAAAGGGACCCUCCUCUCUCGUUACAUUAUAGGUUGUUCACUGGGAAACAUGUUCCAGACAUUGUCUUGACAUCUAGACAAACAUCUUUCAGGCCUACUACUAGAACAUGCAUCCUUGUUGAGCUAAAAGAUACCUGUAAGUCCUUGGAUGAAACUAUCAAAAGUUGUACUGGGAGGAAAAUCAAGAUUGAAAUGUUGAUAAAAGCCUUGUCUAAAGAAGAAGGAAGCUUGAAAGGUGAUGGAACGGGUGAAAAAGAGGCAAAUAAAGAAGAUUCUGAUGCAAGUAAUGAGGACUAA
Messenger RNA from Lathyrus oleraceus (garden pea), 876 nucleotides. RefSeq lists its product as uncharacterized. The transcript has a single exon. The coding region runs from base 1 to 876 and encodes 291 amino acids. Lineage: Eukaryota; Viridiplantae; Streptophyta; Magnoliopsida; Fabales; Fabaceae. The record is from RefSeq and is a predicted model, not a curated record.